Molecule: messenger RNA, 1273 nt
Organism: Oryctolagus cuniculus (rabbit)
Lineage: Eukaryota; Metazoa; Chordata; Mammalia; Lagomorpha; Leporidae
Gene: ZP3
Product: zona pellucida glycoprotein 3
Biological process (GO): binding of sperm to zona pellucida; positive regulation of acrosome reaction; egg coat formation
Cellular component (GO): extracellular matrix
Molecular function (GO): acrosin binding
Source: RefSeq, marked provisional
AUGGGGCUGAGCUACGGGCUCUUCGUUUGCCUACUGCUCUGGGGAGGCUCGGAGCUGUGCUGCCCCCAGCCGCUCUGGUUCUGGCAGGGCGGGACCCGCCAGCCCGCGCCCUCCGUGACGCCCGUGGUGGUGGAGUGUCUGGAGGCCCGGCUCGUGGUCACGGUCAGCAGGGACCUUUUUGGCACCGGGAAGCUCAUCCAGGAGGCCGACCUCAGCCUGGGCCCCGAGGGCUGCGAGCCCCAGGCCUCCACGGACGCCGUGGUCAGGUUCGAGGUCGGGCUGCAUGAAUGUGGUAACAGCGUGCAGGUGACUGACGACUCCCUGGUGUACAGCUCCUUCCUGCUCCACGACCCCCGCCCCGCGGGAAACCUGUCCAUCCUCAGGACCAACCGCGCCGAGGUCCCCAUCGAGUGCCGCUACCCCAGGCAGGGCAACGUGAGCAGCCGGGCGAUCCUGCCGACCUGGGUGCCCUUCUGGACCACGGUACUGUCAGAGGAGAGGCUGGUGUUCUCCCUGCGCCUCAUGGAGGAGAACUGGAGCCGAGAAAAGAUGUCCCCCACCUUCCACCUGGGCGACACGGCCCACCUGCAGGCAGAGGUCCGCACGGGCAGCCACCCGCCCCUGCUGCUGUUCGUGGAUCGCUGCGUGGCCACCCCGACACGGGACCAGAGCGGCUCCCCCUAUCACACCAUCGUGGACUUGCACGGCUGUCUUGUGGAUGGCCUCUCCGAUGGGGCUUCCAAGUUCAAAGCCCCCAGGCCGAAGCCGGACGUGCUCCAGUUCAUGGUGGCCGUGUUCCACUUCGCUAAUGACUCCAGGCACACGGUCUACAUCACGUGUCACCUGAGGGUCAUUCCUGCCCAGCAAGCCCCGGACCGGCUCAACAAGGCUUGUUCUUUCAACCAGUCCUCCAGCAGCUGGGCCCCGGUGGAAGGCAGUGCAGACAUCUGUGAGUGUUGCGGCAACGGUGACUGUGACCUCAUCGCAGGCUCCCCCAUGAACCAGAACCAUGCUGCCCGGUCCUCUCUGCGAAGCCGCAGGCACGUGACGGAAGAAGCAGACGUCACCGUGGGCCCGCUGAUCUUCCUGGGGAAGGCUGGUGACCCUGCCGGCACAGAGGGGCUGGCCUCUGCUGCGCAGGCGACCCUGGUGCUGGGCUUCGGCAUGGCCACCAUUGUGUUCCUGGCUGUGGCUGCUGUGGUCCUGGGCCUCACCAGGGGGCGCCACGCUGCUUCCCACCCCAGGUCUGCUUCCCAAUAAAAAAUCAUGACUU